AUGCGAAGGGCCCUAAACUGCACUUGCUUGACGGACGAGUGCAGUCGCUCGCCCCAGAGGCAGCGGUGCUUGGGGGCCUUGCCCAGGCACUGCGCUCGGCCGCCACAUCGUCGUUUGGGUCAGUCGAGGCUCCGCCGCCGCCGCGCACGCGCUGCCAUGCCCUCGCCGCCCGUUGCCUCCGGAUUCGCUGCCGUCGCCGCCGCAGCCGCCAUCGUCUCCUUUGCCGCUGCAGACGAAAUAUGCCUAAAUGGUAGAUUCGGCAAAACCCACAAUUGCAGUCUUGACCACUUUUGCUGCGGGGACUAUUGCUGCCCUCGGAGCCUGCUUAUCAUCGUGGAAGUAACUGGGGGAUUCGUGCUAUUAAUUCUACUAAUCAUCGCGUGUCUUUGCCAUUAUUCAGGCAGCGCCACCGAGCGUCGUCAGUUCCUGGCAGUGGGGACAAGCAGUCGCCCACCCGUCGCUGGCCUUGCGUCUCGCCAUCACCACUACCACGCCCACGCCCACGCCCACCACCCGACCGGUUGAGCUGGUCCAAAAAGUUUUUUCUGACAAAUACUCACAAGGACUGUGCCAUUCAGCUUUGGCACACUCCGGGACUUCAGCGAAGACAUCACUAUCACCGAGACCUUCUGGACAUUUGGCUAAUUGAACAUACUCUAUUCCAUAUUUUGUACAUUUUUUAUUAUAAUUUUGUAAAUAUAUUUAAGAAAAGUUUUGAAAAAUAAAGAAUGUAAAGGCUAAAAAAA
Molecule: messenger RNA, 746 nt
Organism: Gryllus bimaculatus (two-spotted cricket)
Lineage: Eukaryota; Metazoa; Arthropoda; Insecta; Orthoptera; Gryllidae
Source: the annotation of a GenBank genome assembly